GCCUGACCCCGCCAUACGACUGGCGUCUGACGUGAGCCACGUCUGCUACAUCAGCGUCUCGCGCUCGUGAGCACAAGUCUUUAUCCUGGCUAGCAACCAAACAACACAGCAGACGUCAACCGUUCUUUGUGCCGCGCACAUAACAGCGCUCCUUUAAUUUCAUUUGGUGCCUCCGUUCUUUGAAAAAUUUCUGAUUCUUGGUCUUUUAUUUGAACCUAACUGUCAUUCUGAUUGCCUUGACCCUUGACCAAAUCAACCCCGUGUCAGCCUGUUCUAAGCUGAUCGACUCUUCUAGAACAACACACAUUUAAGUUGAUCAAGCGCCCUAAGUUUAACGGGAAUCACGUGAUCUCUAGCAGUUGUUUGCUGAUGUGAGAUCAAACCUACGGCUGUGAUAUUUAAUCAGGUGAAACGUGCGUGGUGCUGCCUGGAUUCGUUCCCUGUCCUCGACCAUGCUCCUUACUCCCAGACAAGAAGACUACUACAACAUCAACAACAACAACCAGAGCCCCCAGCAUCGUGGCCACAUGGCCGACAACCUGGCCUGCCAGCUCACGGGCCAACUGAUGGCCAACUCCACAAAGUGCUACUCCCCCCGCCCCUCCCUCAAGUCCAAAGUCCCGCCCCACAUCACCAUCUGCCCACCCGACUCAGUGGACGGCCACGAUUUCAUCAACUACAUGCCGGACGAUGAACUGGACAACGACGCCUUCCAGCCGUCCAACUCAUCCUCCCACCCCUCCUCGUCGUACUCUGACGAGAAACACGAGGUGCAUUCUGGGAGGCUGUACCUCAUCAGACACACGGGAGGGGCGGCCUCGUCCUCGCCGUGUGCCUCCCCCACACGGUCCCCCUCCAAGGCCUCCCCCUUCAAGCUCUCCACCUCCCCCCUGUCGAGCUCCCCCACCUCCUCCCCCAGCAGAAAGAUGUCCGUCUUUGUGCGUGUGUACCGCUGCAACAUGGACCACUUCGCCGUCAUAUCACGUGACUGUCUCUACACCAGCAAGCCUGUCUACGUCAACAUGCGACACUGCCGGGUCCUGCCGGGCGACUGCCUGGGCCGGUUCAUCGUUGCCGGCAAAUGUGACUCAGGAAACGUCAUCGAGUUCGAGACCCUUGACCUCUCGUCCCUGGAGCAGUGGCUGGACGCCUUCCAGACCCUGACGCCCCCGGCCUCGCCCAACCGUGUCGCGGGGGGCGGCAACCCCGGGGUGACGGGGGGCAACAGCAGCCCGUCCAUCCCCCGGAGUCCGGCGCUCCCCACCCUGGCGGAAACAGACGAGGAGGACUGACCCUGCGGCUGGUGACGUAGUUUCCUCCAGAACGUCGAUGACGUCAGCUUGUCCACGCUUCACAGACGUGAGGUGGAGCAUCUCGUGUCUGCCGCAGACGACCCUUCUCCUGGCAGACAGCAGCAGACUCCAGACUUCCAGGCGAGCCCCCAGCCCGCCCCUGCCCGAGGCUUUUGUUGACUUGUUGUGAACCAAAAAAACUGGUGCAUCUCAUGAACUGUUUCCAAACUUUCAUUUACCGCCCCUUAUCAAAGAGAAAAAUUCUACUCUAUUUUUAUAUUUCUGGUAUUUUAAACUUUUUCAUUCACUGUGAUCGGAUUGUGAUGAUUAUGGACAAAAUUGUACUAUUAUUUUGAUUAUGUUCAUUGUUGUCAAUUGGAUUGAUGUUGAUUUACAUUUGGUGUGUUCAUUUAUACACAUUGCUACGUCACAUUGCUGCGUCACAUUGCUGCGUCACAUUGUCGCUGCACAUGUUUGGUUCGCACAUGAGAUUGUAUUUGCUUCACUUCAUACUAGUUUUAUUCCAUCUAUUUUUUAAGCUCCAUCUGGCUUUAUGUAGGGAUGUGAGGAUGGGGGAGAGUGCUGGUGGGGAGAGGACAUUGAGGUGAGAUGUGGUUACAGUUUGGUGACAGCACCACCAACCUCCAGCUAGUCCCAAACAUUGAGUUGCCUGAUCAUUAGCAGCCGCUUUAUGUUUUGGCUCGUUGCCUUCUGGUUCAAGUUUUUCAUCGUUUUGUUUGUUUCGUGUAGAGACAGACUGAUCACGUCAUAAAGUCUUUCUUUUCAUUUCGCUCAUUGUCUCCAUUUUAGCUGUGCAUUUUUAAUUAAUGGUGAUUGUAAAUAAGUGUUGCGUAAUUCAGCUGAGUUUUCCGAUAAGGCAUUUGCUGUGACGACACCGGCCUUAAUUAACAUUCCAUUAAUUAAGUUGUUGUUUUAAAUUCGAUAGUGAAUAGCCUGACCGCCAUCUUAACUAUGUUGGCGGCAAAGGUUCUAAAUCAGAUGUACUUUAGGGUAAGGUGGGG
Molecule: messenger RNA, 2314 nt
Organism: Physella acuta
Lineage: Eukaryota; Metazoa; Mollusca; Gastropoda; Physidae
Source: RefSeq, a predicted model, not a curated record